Molecule: messenger RNA, 4955 nt
Organism: Mercenaria mercenaria
Lineage: Eukaryota; Metazoa; Mollusca; Bivalvia; Venerida; Veneridae
Product: sushi, von Willebrand factor type A, EGF and pentraxin domain-containing protein 1-like
Exons: 24
Coding region: 1-3576 (1191 amino acids)
Source: RefSeq, a predicted model, not a curated record
AUGAAUGCUCCGAAAUCGGUAGAAGCAAGGUGUUUGUUCUCUGGAUACCCAAGUAAUAAAGACACCUACCAGCGUGUAUACCUUGGUGAUGCACAAUUAGUCUUUGACGAUCAGUAUAUAGAGCCAAGGCAAAAGAUUGAGGUUUUUUGCCACAAAAGUAGACAAUACGAGCUGUUUGUUAAUUCAACAGAAACACACCUAGAGGAAUUCAUUUCGGAAUGUAAACAUGGUCAGUUUGAUCAUAAAAAGGAAGAAUUUCCGACUUGCGUUGAAAGACGAUGUUCGGUUAGUGUAUCAAGUGAAGUUUGUUUCUGGAUGGACGACAGAGAACAUUGUAAAGCUAAUAACUUCUCAAUUCCGAGUCGUUCUAGUGUGCAUAUGAGAUGCAGAGAUGGAUAUAAACUGUCUCGGUCAGAGGAUGGGCGUUCUGUAGAGGUUGACGGAGAUGCAUUGAUUAUGUGCAACAAAGGUGCUUAUGAUGAAAGCUACAGGUGUAUUUCCGAACCUUGUGCCGUACCUGAAGUCAAACACUCAAAGUUGAUAAGUAAGGAUGCAAGUUCAUAUGAACACGGUGAAAACAUUACCUUUGCAUGCGAUACUGGAUUCCAUUUCUAUCAGAAUAUUUCGACCAAAAUCAACGCAUUCGAAACAACAUGCAAUCUAGUACAGUGGACAGAUGAUAUUCCAUCAGGGUGUAAACCAGACGGAUGCAAACUAGACCUGCUAGAAGGAUCCAAAUAUUAUUCAGCCGACAAAACGGUGGAAAUUGCAAAUGCAACAUUGAUUAAACAUACAACAUCCAUCCGUAUGCAGUGUAGGGGCAUGUUUGACUUAUUUAAUGAAAACAACAACAUUUUCCGAGAUAAAGAAUACAUGCCUGCAGUAAUAUGUUAUCAAGGAAAAUGGCGUAAUCAACACUUCUGCAAGAAACGAUGUGGUACAUUAAACAUAACUAACGGAAAGUUAAUAAAAGAUGGAAGAAAUGUCACAGAAGGUGAAACCAUUGCACAUGGGGAAAGCGUGUACGUCAAAAACAAUAAUAAAAAAGCAGAUUCCGACUUGCCAGCGGAUUCAGCAAUGAAAUGCCACGAUGGGGAAUGGCAGAAUUUUGUUGGUGUAAGCAGUAGUAGUUCAACCCCCGCAACAACUACAGAAAUAAUAACAACAAUCGCAAUAGAUUCUACAACAAUUAGUGAGGCAGACAAACAAAGUCGCGGUAAAGACGUGCUUCCUGAAAAGAAACAUAUUCAAAAUACACGGAAUAAAGGUUGUACUCUUCCUGAUGAUCAACGAUAUACUUACACGGACUUUGAUGACAAUAACAAAGAUCCAGGCUCAUUCAUUUCUGAUGGAACUACAUUGACAGUGGGAUGUACAACACUUGAUCUGUAUGACUUUUAUACGAGUAGUUAUGAUUACGAUUAUAAUUCAACAUCAACAAUAACCUGCAUGAAGAAUACGUUAUCUCAACUUGAACUAGAUUGUCCUGAAGUGACACCAAACACAUGCAAGGAAUUGCAGCAUGGUAGUGUCAACGAAAAGAAUGGAUAUUUCAUUGUGUCGUGUGAUGAAGGGUAUUCGUUGGAUUUAAUUGUACCAGAAAGACCUCAGUGUACAUGUGAAAAUGGACAGCUUAAAAGUGUAUUUGGAGGCCAAGCACCAGCUUGUAUACCAGAUAAAUGUGUGAUACCCUAUGAAUUUGACGUACGUUUAUCAGUGACAGACAGAAGGCGUGUCAGUCUUUCUGGAGGUUCCGUUGUUGAGGUUGGAGACUUUGUUUAUUUUAAUUGCUCGAAAGCCGGUGAAUCGAAAUAUGAACCUUUGAACAGAAGAUUCAAAUGUGUGAACGGCCUCUGGAAAGAAGCUGAAAGAGAUCGCAACUGGAAGCUAGGAUAUAAUGGUGAAUUUCCGUCCUGUAGAGCAGCCAUAUGCGAGCCAAACUGUACAAAUGGCGGUGUUUGUUUCAAGGACGACAACUGUCGAUGUAAACAUCUAACAGAGGGAAAACGAUGUGAAAAAUUUAUUUGUGACGACACUUGCUUUGGUAAUGGUGGGGAAUGUACCGGCCCUGGUAGAUGUUCUUGUCCCGCAGAACGUUUUGGUCUUAACUGUGAACAGAAAGGUUGCAUACUGCCAAAAAACGCUGCAAAUUACACAGGCCAAAGAAUUGCUAGCCCUGGAACGACGUUAAACAACUUUGCAUGUGACCGUGGUUAUGUUCUUUCAUCGCAAAAUGGAAUGAUGUGUCGGGAUGGCGGAUCAUGGUCUCAAAUUGUUACAUGCAUUAAAGGUUGCACACUACCAAAUCAUGCAGCGAAUAAUAAAGAUCGGGAAACAACUUUCAGUCCUGGACAGACUUUAAACAACUUUGCUUGCCAGCCUGGUUAUGUUCUGUCAUCCGAAAAUGGAAUGACAUGUCAACGUGGUGGUUCUUGGUCAGAAAUUGUUACAUGCAUUAAAGGUUGCACACUUCCAAAUCAUGCAGCGAAUCAUAAGGAUCGGGGAACAACUUUCAGUCCUGGAGAGAUUUUAAACAACUUUGCUUGCAGACCUGGUUAUGUUCUGUCAUCCGAAAAUGGAAUGACAUGCCGACAUGGUGGAUCUUGGUCAGAAAUUGUUACUUGCACUAAAGGUUGCACACUUCCAAAUCAUGCAGCGAAUCAUAAAGAUCGGGAAACAACUUUCAGUCCUGGACAGACUUUAAACAACUUUGCUUGCCAACCUGGUUAUGUUCUGUCAUCCGAAAAAGGAAUGAAUGUCACUGGUGGAUCUUGGUCAGAAAUUGUUACAUGCAUUAAAGGUUGCACACUUCCAAAUCAUGCAGCGAAUCAUAAAGAUCGGGGAACAACUUUCAGUCCUGGAGAGAUUUUAAACAAUUUUGCUUGCAGACCUGGUUAUGUUCUGUCAUCCGAAAAUGGAAUGACAUGCCGACAUGGUGGAUCUUGGUCAGAAAUUGUUACUUGCACUAAAGGUUGCACACUUCCAAAUCAUGCAGCGAAUAAUAAAGAUCGGGGAAAAACUUUCAGUCAUGGAGAGACUUUAAACAACUUUGCUUGCCAACCUGGUUAUGUUCUGUCAUCCGAAAAAGGAAUGACAUGUCAACGUGGUGGAUCUUGGUCAGAAAUUGUUACAUGUAUUAAAGGUUGCACACUUCCAAAUCAGGUAACAGAUUCUAAAGAUAGCAGAACAAUAUUUAGCCCUGGAGAAACUUUUUACAGCAUUACUUGCCAACCUGGUUAUGUUCUGUCAUCACAAAACGGAAUGAAAUGUCAACAUGAUGGAUCUUGGUCAGAAAUUCUUACAUGCAGUAAAGUUCAGCAAAUGGAGUGCUGGUUUGAUGCUGGUCAUAAAUGGUAUCCAAAGUGGAAUGAAAUCGAGUAUUACUGUGGACAUAAACAGCAUUCGGUAAAAGAAUGCCAAGACAGUUGCUUGAACCAAAAGAAAAUCCCUUUGAAAUCGGUAUUUCACAACCCAUACCAUGGAUCAUGUUGUUGUUUAGCAGUUUCUGCCAAAUCAGAUUUUGUUGCGAAAAGAAAUCAAUGGAAUUCACUUGUGUAUAUACUAUCGUGCAAAUAGAUUUCGUGUCAUUAUUAAUUUUGAAAAAUCAACGAUCAGCACAAUCACUGUUUAUAUGUCAAUAGUGAUAAUUGUGUAAGCGGUAUAUGUAAGUGAGCAAAAGAACUUGUAAGUACGUCUGUACAUAGCUACUUCAGUUUGUUUAUAUGUUGCAAUACAAUUAAAUCUUAUUGGAAAUUCCUUCUGGAAAAUGAUACCAUUAAGACACUAUUUGUAUUUUUCGUCAUUAAGAAACUUUGGUCCUGAUUCACAUACUUUUUCUAGAAUUGAUAAUUAGAUUUGUCUCAAACACGAGUUUUUUGCACCGCCUGCAUCGGCAGGUUAGAACAAAAUAUACUUUUUUGAAUUCUGGCAUCUUGCCUAGUUGAAAAUGAAUUUCGUCAAUAUCUAAACCGGAUACAAGACUUCGUAAAAAAUUAAUAUUUUCUAUAUUAAUAUGCAUAGUUUGAAGUACUGUAAUACGAUGUAAAUGUUGUUGUUUUUUUUUGCCGGAGAGCAUGUUCACUCUGUCUUUGAUUAUUUUCCAGCCUGUAUGAAUGUGUUUCAAUUUAGCAAAGCUUCUAUUAAGUAUCAAGAUUUUUUUUACAGUUGCCUCCUCACAAUUUUACUGCUUUAAAGAAAAAGUAAAAAUUAGUGACAAACAUUCUUGAAAAGAAAUAAGUAAAUGUUGAUUCUCUACUUAACCUACAAUUUAGUGAAAAUCCAGUCCCACGCGUGACUCAGAUUAAAAUAUUAUGAGCUUGAUUAUAACCUUCUAAUGAGCUUCAUAUUGACGAUUUUGCCUUGUCUCCCACCCGGAUGCAUACAUUUAUGUUGGUAUAACAUAACUUCAUUUGUAUGUAUGACAAGCAAUAAAUUUAAUUAUCUUACCUAUUAAUAAAAAAAAACCUGGAUAAAAAGGCUUUUUGAUAAAGUGUGCAUGUUAAAUGUUUUUUUCCUUGAAAAUCAGAUGGAUACGUUACCAAAUUUCGGGGAAGCCAGAGAACCACAUACAUGAACCUAAUAUGCUUUGAAAUUAUCAUGUUUUAAAAUCCACCAGUUGUUAUAAUUCACCAUGCAAUAAUCAAUCUGUUUACCAUGCAUUUGCAAAAGCAACGAUUUUGUCUAAUGGGCAUCACUAUAUGAAUACUUCUUUAAAUCUAAAUAGAUACGUUAUUACUCUUUCCAGCCGAGUACCGGUAUUAUUUACCAUUACACGCUCAGUACAGAUUAAGCAUUAAUACAGUCUGUAUGUGACUGACCUUUCUUUUAGAUGUGACAAUAAUAAUUUCGAUGUAAAUGAGAUGUGGAACCAAAUUUGUAGUCCUGUUUGGCGCCAUAUAACCUAUACUGUGUUGGUGCGCCGUAAACCCAAAUAAAUAAAUAAAUAAAUAAAUGGA